Periconia digitata is the source of this 705-nucleotide messenger RNA. The record is from the annotation of a GenBank genome assembly. Lineage: Eukaryota; Fungi; Ascomycota; Dothideomycetes; Pleosporales; Periconiaceae.
AUGAGGUUGACAACGGUCACCCUACACUACCACUUGAUCAACCACUACCCAGCUCGCUUCAUCCCAGACAUGGCACGGAAGAUCCUCACGUCCGAACUGAUUCGGAUGAUGGAAAAGGAAGGCAAGAAGAUUGGGGUCAGCGUUGUGACUAAAACAGACACAUGGUAUCGCCCUCUGACCCCUGCUGGUUCUGUCUUGGAGAGCUUCUUCGAAGCUGUUAAAACGGAAAGCCUCCCUGCAGAUACUACCAAUAUCUUUCUACUAUUGAACAUGAAAAUUCGACAGACAAAUUACCACACUUCACUGCAGCUCUCCACAACAAGUUUGGCCAUUAUCUUGGAACCAAACACGUCUACGGACGAGAAUCGACCACUGCAGACCCUUCCACGGCCGAAUCCAGCAGGAACGAGCCCUCAUACAACAAGUCUGUCCCCACGGAGCCAUCUACGAGUGAUUCUUCGAAAGAUGGACCAGAGGGGGCGUCCUGAAACUCCACAUCUCUUGGAUUGUUACUUACUAAUCGAUGGAUGUCGGAAUGUAACAAAUGCUAACCGGAAGAAUCAAGAAUCGGGUCGAUACACAGCUGAAAUAUCACAUGGUCCAGCACAUAAAAGUGGAACUUCCCGCAAAUUUGAUGGCAUAGCGAUCGGGCAUGAGAUAAGGCGUUGCAAGAUUUUGGUACUUGAUUAUUACAUGCGGCAUUAG